UGGCCGUUAGGACGAGCCUUUUUGUUUUGCUUUUCUUCUGCGGAAGAGUUUUUUUCAUGAAUACGGUGUUUAUGACAGCGUAAACAAGAUGGAAGAAGAGGAGCAUACCGACAGAAAGCAGCUACUCGCCAUGCUUCAUCAAAAGCUUAACAAAAUUAAAAUGAAACUUAACGAAGAUGACACAGACAAUAUAAAUCAAGUCAUUGGUUCAAACUCGCCUGAGUCCUGCUGCUCAUAUUUGAUGGAUCUGGAGAAGAAAGGGGACAUUUACAUGGAUCAUAACCAUCUCACCAGACUCAUGGACUUUUACACCAGAGUAUUCUCCAAUAUGCCACUGGGGAAGCAUGGUCAGAAUGAGAGUUAUGCCAGGAUGUUGGUCAGAUUUGCAGAGCUGAAGGCAAUUCAAGAUGUCAGUGAAGCAGAGGCCAACUUCAAUGUUGCGAGAUCUCACAGCCCAGACUUUGCGUUUGUCCACAUUGCACACGCACAAUUUGAGCAUUCUCAAGGCAACACAAAGAGAAGCAUUCACAUAUUGCAGAAUGCUAUUGAGGUAGGAGCCAAACCGAAGGAGCUGCUAGAGUCUGUCCUGCAGAAAAUGCAAGCAGGGAAAACUCUUAUCUGUUCAGAGGAUAAAGAAAAUGUGCCAUUACUGUCAAACAACAACAUUCAGGAUUCUUUAAAAAGAGGCUCAGGAUCUCAAAAAGUUAGCAGAAUGUCAGAUGGGACAGGCGACUUGCAGCUCUCCAGUAUUUUCAGUGCAGGGCUGGAGCCCCUCGCUGGAUCUUCAGAUGAACAACUACCAGGUUGGAGAUCAGGACCUCAUCGCAUAACAGGAGUUGGCAUGGCAAGGAGAGUCCCUAUAUUACCUUUCUCCAUUCCAGAAAAUGAUGAUGAUGAGAACGUCAAUAUCUACAAACAAAGUGAUGGAGCUAUCCCCACCAGUUUGUCCAGGCAAACAUCUGGUUCAAAUGUUUGCUCAGUAUUUGGACAGUCUUCCUCCAAGAAAAAUGCUGAAGAGCGGCAUAUGGUCAGUUUUCAACCACCAGCUCUCAGUCCAGAACACAGCCAACUGGAUGACCAGGCAUCUGUUGAUUCAACCACUACACUCCUUCAAACACAUGGCACAAGAGACCCCUUGAAAACGGAAGAUUUAACUUUCCGUUUCGAUCAGAUGAUCAGUUCCAAAUCUGCAGAGUCGUGUUGGGCAUAUCUGUUGAACCUGGAGAAAAGAGGCAACCCCCAGACUGACAUCAGCCUCCUCAAUAAGCUCAAGAACUGUUACUCAAAAGUUUUUGCCAGACUGCCAAUCAGGCAGUACAGUAAAAACGAGAGCUACGCAAGAAUACUAGUCAGAUAUGCAGAAUUGAAGGGAUUUGAAGAUCCCGAUGAAGCACGGGACCACUUCAUAGUUGCGAAAUCCAACUGCAAAGGGUUUGCCUUUGUCCAUAUCGCACAUGCUCAGUUUGAGGUGUCCCAAGGCAAUUUGAUGAAAGCUACUUCGAUAUUGCACAAAGCCCAGGCAGUGAAUGCCAGGCCAACUGAGCUCCUGGAGAUGGCCAUGUGUAACCUUAAAUCUGGGGAAAAGCAGCUCAUGCCCUCCAUAGAUGAAGAACCUCUCUCAGGUAGAGGUUCAGUGAAUGUUGACUCAUCAUACUGUCCAAGUAUACCUACCUGUGGGGGAAACCAGGAAGUGCAGCUUCCUAUGCGGAUCCCUGUAACCUGCUCAGUGGAACAACCAAAACCCACCAGCAAGGAGUCUUCAUCAGAGAGGAAGAUCCCAACAACUUUCAUCAGUCGGCAUGUUUCUCCAGAGCUAUUUAAGGAUAAACGGACAACACCUCCUGAUCCCAGACCUGUUGCUCAUCGGUUGGAGUCUUUCCCAACUCCGUCUAUUCAACUUCCAUCCAGAGUUAAUCCACAAACAGUCUGCCAGACACCUAAUGGCCACAGAAACCCAGGUGUAAACAGUUUCAUCACUCCUAUUGUAAAGCAAGCCCCGUCCUCUGCCAUGGCAGCACACAGAGCUGGCCCCAUUCAGCAGACAUUCACUCCUCUAAAUCAUUCAGUCUCCUUCCAGACGCCGCAGCCCUCCUUCAAUGUUUUGUCAAAUGAGUCCAUCACCAUAAAGGGGAAGCAGUUCUUCAUCCUCAAGAUGAUCGGACGCGGUGGAUCGAGCAAGGUCUACCAGGUCCUUGACAACAAAAAGCAGCUGUUUGCUGUGAAGUACGUCAACCUCGAGGAGGCUGAUUCUCACACGAUAGAAAGUUACAAAAAUGAAAUUGAGCAUUUGAACCACUUGCAGCAGUACAGCGACCAGAUUAUAAAGCUCUAUGAUUAUGAAAUAACAAACAGCUACAUCUACAUGUUGAUGGAGUGUGGGAACCUGGAUCUGAACACAUGGCUGCGAAACCGCAAGACGGUGAACCCACUUGAGAGGAAGUUCUACUGGAAGAACAUGCUGGAGGCUGUUCACACCAUCCACAAACACGGUAUUGUCCACAGUGAUUUAAAGCCAGCAAAUUUUGUCAUAGUGAAUGCUUCGCUAAAGUUGAUCGACUUCGGCAUUGCAAACAGAAUCCAACCUGAUGUGACAAGCAUAAUGAAAGAAUCACAGGUGGGAACCCUGAACUAUAUGCCCCCUGAAGCCAUUAAAGACACUUCAUCUCAGUCUGGAAAAGCACGCUCAAAGAUCAGUCCCAAAGGAGACGUGUGGUCCCUGGGAUGCAUCCUGUACUGUAUGACUUAUGGGAAGACUCCAUUCCAGAGCAUCACCAAUCAGAUAGCCAAGCUGCAUGCCAUCAUUGAUCCUACUCAUAAGAUCGAGUUUCCAGACAUUUCGGAGAAGGACUUGCUGGAUGUGUUGGAGAGAUGCUUGGUGCGUAACCCCAGAGAAAGAAUCUCUAUAGCAGAACUGCUGGAACAUCCGUACCUCCAGCUGAAGCCGCAAGCAUCACCUGAGCCAGAACAUACUUCCAACAGUGAUCUCAAGAGGAUCCUAACGGAUCUCGCUGCCCUCCAGUCUCCCAACAGCAUCGUCCGAGCCGCUAACAAUUUGGCCAAAUUGUGCAGCAGUGGCAGGAAGCUGGAUGUUGCAGAGUGUGCAAAGUCAUCCUCGUAACAACUCAGAAAUAUGUGAUGUGGAUGUUUUUUCAUCUUUCUGUUUUCAUUUCACCUUCUCAUAACCACUCGAGUACAGUUUUUUCCUGCACAAUACUGAAACUAACAUUUAAUAUUUCUGUGUUUUAAACAAAAUAUGACAAAUUUAUGUACAUUUACUUUUAGUUUUUUCUUGUGCUUCUGUUUACUUUUUACUUUUUUAUUUUUAGUGAAAAUAACUGUAAGCAUAUACAGUAUAGCACAAUAAAAUAAAUCCUUAAGAGCU
Melanotaenia boesemani (Boeseman's rainbowfish) is the source of this 3382-nucleotide messenger RNA. RefSeq names its product ttk protein kinase (gene ttk). The coding region runs from base 89 to 3118 and encodes 1009 amino acids. The transcript is spliced from 24 exons. Gene Ontology annotation, cellular component: spindle; nucleus; kinetochore. Gene Ontology annotation, molecular function: protein serine/threonine/tyrosine kinase activity; protein binding; ATP binding. Gene Ontology annotation, biological process: meiotic spindle assembly checkpoint signaling; protein localization to kinetochore; peptidyl-serine phosphorylation. The record is from RefSeq and is a predicted model, not a curated record. NCBI's taxonomy places the organism in Eukaryota, Metazoa, Chordata, Actinopteri, Atheriniformes, Melanotaeniidae.